Molecule: messenger RNA, 3045 nt
Organism: Lethenteron reissneri (Far Eastern brook lamprey)
Lineage: Eukaryota; Metazoa; Chordata; Hyperoartia; Petromyzontiformes; Petromyzontidae
Product: tumor necrosis factor ligand superfamily member 15-like
Biological process (GO): immune response
Cellular component (GO): membrane
Molecular function (GO): tumor necrosis factor receptor binding
Source: RefSeq, a predicted model, not a curated record
GCAGAGUCAAAGAGUUCGGCGAAACCCGAGAGAGACACGCACGGAGAUCGGUCUCAGUUGAAGUGCCCCAUGCUGUGUGUUGCCGUCCCAUACCGAAUCGGGAAAUGCGUCUGCAAGUCUUGUUGACAAGAUAAUUCGCACGGGCUCAUUACGAAGCCAGACCCAGUGCUGCUGUGCGAACAACAACAACAGAAACAACAACAGCAGCAGCAACAGCACAACAGCAGCACAGCAGAACAACCGAGCUGACCCCGGAGAGCGCCUCGCACCUGCCCCGGUGACUCUCGCUCCAUCGGCAGCCGAUCAACGGCAUCGAGACCCCAGCGGGCCGCUGGGACCGUAACCCGCACGACGACCCACAGCCGCUCGGCUACAGAGGGACACUCGGAGGAGGAGGAAACGAUGUCGAGUCGCGACAGCUUCCUGAGCGAGAGGGGCUUCACGGUCCACGUCCCCGCCGGCGACUUGGGCUGCCCAGAAGAAGGCCGUGGCAAGGGCACCUCGGGCAGCAGCAGCAAUGGUCUCUGCAGGGGUCUCAUCACGAUCCUGGCCGCGCUGCUGGUGAUGGGGGCCACGGGAGCCAUCGUGUUCGCGCUCUACCAGGCGCGCCGGGACCUCGCCAAUCUCAAGCAGUCGCUGCCGAGCGUCAUCCACAGCGCGAUGAUCACCGAGCUGGAAGGUUUCCAGGUGGGACCGUACGAAAGACAGAUGACUGAGAAUAACUCGCAGUCGGGCAAGCCCUUGGCGCACCUCACAGUCCGCGCCUCCCCAGCGGCGUCUUUGCCCGCGAAGGGGGCGGGCAACGUGAGCUGGGAGUCCCUCGCCUUGGCCGGCGUCUCCUUCCUGCGGAACGGCCUCAUCCUGCACAACGGCAACGUGCGCAUCGACAAAGAAGGAGACUACUUCAUUUACUCGCAGGUCUACUUCCAGAGCAGCGACUGCAGCGAAGGCGCCGGCGGGGACCACGUGCUGGUGCACGCGGUGAACCGCAAGGCGCCCAGCUACGAGAUGCCGUUCACGCUCAUGGAGGCCGUCAAGUCGCGCUGCGGCGACGGCGGCGGCCUCGGGCACCGGCCCGCGACGCGCCGCCCCCCCCACCACCCGCACCGCCAAUCGCCGGGGCGGCCGUGGUUCGGCUCCAGCUACCAGGGCGGCGUGUUCAAGCUGGAGGCGGGCGACCAGCUGUACGUGUCCGUGUCCGACCUCAGCCUGGUGAGCGACGCGGCGGACAAGACCUACUUUGGGCUCUUCAUGCUUUGAGGUGUUUUGGACGACGGUUCCAGUCCACCCCCCCUCCCCCCCCCCCGGAUGUCCACGGCGGAGGGCGGGGGGGGGCGGGGGGGGUCGGGGGGGAACUUGUGGGACUCCGCGGGGCCGCAGCUGCCACGACGCGCCAACGCGGCGGCGCUUCGUUCCGUCGUGCCUCGUGGUGGGAAUUCCCACGUCCCGCCGCCGUGGUUGGGGGUGGUGGACGGAAGAUAGCGGUGAAGGUCGGAGCGGGGGAGCCGGGAGCGGAACGCCGAUGGGUUUUUUAUUAUUCGGGAAGGUCCCCAGACGGAGGCCGGACCGUCUGGUCACGAGCGGCGGAUUCCUCCUCCUGCUGCUGCUGUUGCUGCUGCAACUGCUGCUACUGCUGCUUCUGCUGCUGCUCCUGCUGCUGCUGCUCCUGCUGCUGCUGCUCCUGCUGCUGCUACUGCUGCUACUGCUGCUCCUGCUGCUACUGCUGCUCCUGCUGCUGCUACUGCUGCUACUGCUGCUCCUGCUGCUGCUCCUGCUGCUGCUGCUCCUGCUGCUGCUGCUCCUGCUGCUGUUGCUGCUGCUGUUGCUCCUGCUGCUGUUGCUCCUGCUGCUGUUGCUGCUGCUGCUGCUGCUCCUGCUGCUGUUGCUCCUGCUGCUGUUGCUGCUGCUGCUGUUGCUGCUGCUGUUGCUCCUGCUGCUGUUGCUCCUGCUGCUGUUGCUGCUACUGCUGCUGCUCCUGCUGCUGUUGCUGCUGUUGCUGCUGUUGCUGCUGCUGCAGCUGUUGCUGCUGCUGUUUCAGAGAGCCUACUUCAUCGUGUGAUCAAUACGCAUUCGUCAUGGACUGUACCCAUAAGAUUGCGCAAUAUGAAAUGUUCUUACUUUUUAUACUUUCUUUCUUAAUGGGAAUUCAUCGCGCAGAAGUGAAAACGAGAAGUUGAAACUUGUUCCGGUUUUACCCGGGGGGGGGGGGGAGGGGGGGGGGGGUACGGUCCAGGAUGUGGCGUCUGUGUUUGGGUGGCGGCGAGGAAUUGGUUCGGUACCAGGAUCCCGUGCCGGUCUCGCCUUGAACUCCACCGCAGUUCUUACCGCUCAGUUCUUUCCCGGCGUGAAGACUUGACGAACCGCUUGCUACGCACUUGCUACGCGCUCUCCAUGAGACCGCGUGUUAAUGGUUUCUUUUUGUUGUAAAUACGAAAUAUUUAUUGGUGCUGUCACACAUGGCCCAUCGCGUGGGAGUGGUGGCGCGAUGGUUAGCGCACUCUGAUAUAAAUCCGGCGACGCAGCGUGCGGAAUGGGAGGUGGAUUUAAGAAACUCGCCCCCCCCCCACCCCACCCACGUUUCCACUGGAAUCGAACCGGUGACCUGUGUCGCAGGUCCAGCCGGCGUGCUGGUGACCGUUCCCACCACCACCACCACCACCAUAGUGGCAGGAGGAGCGUUCUCUCAAAUGUGAAUUUUAACUUUGUCCUACGCUGCGUGUCGAUGCCGCGGAACGUAAGCGGGCACUUGGACAAUGGGAUUACGGUUGGGGUGGGACGUCCAAUGCUGUUCCGUUAUUUAAGAGUAAUUAUUUAUAUCCUCCCGAUACACUGCACAUUGUACAAAAUCUAUUUUUUAUCAGACUUGUAAACGCGCGCGUUUUUGUAGAUAUGCGUUUGUCCAUGACGUGUCGUGGAAAACCCAAAGGCAGCUUUUGUUGUGAUUAUUCGUCAUCGUCGGUGAUAUUUUAUACGAAGUUAGAAUGUUAAUUAUUCAAUGGCGAGUCAUGCGUUAAGUUAAAGGUCGGCGAAUAAAAAAAACGCAGG